Messenger RNA from Aspergillus melleus, 1844 nucleotides. RefSeq lists its product as uncharacterized. The transcript is spliced from 5 exons. The record is from RefSeq and is a predicted model, not a curated record. Bases 1 to 1746 code for a protein of 581 amino acids. Lineage: Eukaryota; Fungi; Ascomycota; Eurotiomycetes; Eurotiales; Aspergillaceae.
AUGAAGCUCCUCGGUUUCCUGCUCGUUAUAUUGGUCUCUAUUCUGGCCUGUUACGCCGCUGUUGUCGAUAUCGCUACUGAGAACACUCGCUCUGAAUCUUCUCAACUCGCUAAAUGCAGAACCUCAAGGGACUGUGUCAACUUCUUCAAAGUCUGCAAAAAUGGCACCUGUCAAUAUCGGGGCCAUCAAACUCGCGAUGAGCCUGAGCCUGAAGCUGAGCCUGAAGCCCCUUCUGAAUCCGGUGAGAUCAAGAACCGUAAAUGCCGUUUUGAUUCAGAUUACGUUCGUAACCGGAAAUGUAUCAAUGGAUUCUGUUACAAGAGGCGUCAUCACCCUCCUGCAAACUUGCAGGCUCAUGAUGAGACCGAACCUAACUCCGAUUUUGAGACGGUUGAGAACCCACCGAUGAGCAGAUGUUUUUCAAAUUUUCCAAACGAUGAUAUUGCUGCAAGUCUUGAGACCCAUGAUGAGACUAACCAUGACUCAGGUCCUGAACCUCUUGAGAACGAGCUGAAGGCCGAUAAGCUUGAUGUCAACCUGGCUUGUCAGAAAGAUGCUGAUUGUGGCAACGGUGUCUGUCUUGAGAAUGUUUGCGUCGAUGCGGAGGCGAAUGACAAUGAAGAUCCGGAUGACGACGAAGAGAUGCAUAUCCAAACCAAGGAGCUGUGCAGCAGUGACAAGGACUGCCCCAAGGAUACGACCUGCAUCUUGCGCAACUGUAGACGCGUUAUCAGGUUCCUUACUCCCGGAACGGCUGUUUCUAAAGCCAGGAAGACCUGCAAAAGCGACAACGAUUGCCCCAAGGAUAAGAGGUGCACGUGGGGCGCUUGUAGAACCCCUAUUAAGCUUCCUCAUUCCACGCGUGACGACGAGAGCAUCAACGAUAACCCCGAUACAGAAGUUAACGUCGAUGCUACUGACCUCGACGUUGAGACUGACUCUGAGCUUCUCGCUAAGCGUGAAGUUGCUGACUUGGAGACUGGCGCCGACGAUGUUGACGACAUUGACGACGCUGAUGACAUUGAUGACCCUGAAGCCCGCCUUUUUACCCGAGCCAAAAGGUGCAAAACAUUCAAGGACUGCGAUGCCGGCUAUGCCUGCAAGAACAAGCGAUGUGAGCGCCGUGAUUGUGCCACCCGUCCUACAUGCGCCUCUGGACGCUGCCUGAACGGCAAAUGCGUGAGAAGUUUGGACCUUGAGACCGAGACCGACGACGAUGACGAGUCUGAUACUGGCAUUCUCGAACGAUCCAAGUACCCCCCUUAUUGCAAAUCCAAGAACGACUGCCCUCCUAACAACCGAUGCUAUGGAGGCAUCUGCAAGUACCGCCCUCCUCACCUUUCGAAGCGCGACACUAUCGCUGGGCUCGGAAUUGAGAUUGUUGCUUCUAAGCCUCCUCCCCGUUGCCAAUCCAACAACGAUUGCCCCAAGUCGCAGCGGUGCUACGGUGGUAUCUGCAAGUACCGUCCACCCCACAAUCCUCCCAAGCGUGAUGAAGAUACCACGAUCCUUGAGCGCGAUGUUUUGGCUCUUGCCAGCAAAUAUCCCCCCCGCUGCAAGUCCAAGGAUGAUUGUCCUCCCCGAUACCGGUGCUAUGGAGGCAUCUGCAAGUAUCGUGGUCUCAACGCUUUGAAGCGAGACGACGAGGACAUCAGUGAGCGUCAGGUUGUCGGUAAGCCGCUUGCCCGUUGCCGAUCGAACAAGGACUGCGCUCGCCAUCUGAAAUGUUAUGGCGGUACCUGCUAGUCUCGCGGACUCCCUGGCAAGCGCGAUGAGUCUGAGCACCCUCAAAGUGACGAAGACUACGACAUUGAAGACGAUGAGCGUGAAGUCGAAGAAUGAUG